AUGAGGUUUGCUGCUAUAAUAAAGAAAGUGUUAGAGAAAGACAGAAGACUAAAAAUAGUCAUAUUAGGGCCGGACAAUGCGGGGAAGACAUCUUUAUUACGGGCAUAUUUAAACCAGAACAUAGCAGACAUAAAGCCAACGUAUGGGUACCAAAUAGUAAAUACAGAAAUGGAAGUGGAGAAAAACAAGUACGAAAUAGAAAUAUUAGACAUAGGAGGACAGAAAUCUAUCAGGGCAUAUUGGGAUACGUACUACUCAGGAGUAGAUGGUGUACUCUUUGUGUAUGAUACGUAUGGUACAGAUGAGUAUAAGAAAAUCAUUGAAAACACAGUGAGUCAUCCCACUUUACAAGAUACUGAAUUUAUAUGUGCAUCAAAUAAAGCAGAUGACAUAACACAGGAAGAGACUCAGCAGACAAAGUACAUUCAAAUAACACAGCAUAAUCCUGAAAUACCACGGACUGACCCAGGAUUUGAUUUUAUGGCAAAUACAGAAAAUAUAUCAGAGAACCAGCAGAACACUGUUAAUAAAGAAAUAGAAAUAAUUUAUACAUCAGCCAAGAAUAAAAUAAAUGUGGAAAGAGUCUUUAGAAGACUUAUAGAAAAUAUUUUAAAAAAACAGAGAAAUGCCGUUCUGUAA
Nematocida parisii ERTm1 is the source of this 639-nucleotide messenger RNA. RefSeq lists its product as uncharacterized. The record is from RefSeq and is a predicted model, not a curated record. Gene Ontology annotation, biological process: protein folding. The transcript has a single exon. Lineage: Eukaryota; Fungi; Microsporidia. Gene Ontology annotation, molecular function: GTP binding; GTPase activity. The coding region runs from base 1 to 639 and encodes 212 amino acids. Gene Ontology annotation, cellular component: cytoplasm; microtubule cytoskeleton.